AUGUUUCACCUCAAAUCAGGGGAGAAUGACCACAGCAUGGCUGAAGCGGUUAAGUUUUUCAAGUCACAACUUGAUGGAAAUGAGGAGAACUAUGCGUUUUUAAAGAUAUUGAGGCCCCACUGUGAAUCUUUACUUAAGCACAUGGUGUCAGGGUUUAGGUCGGAUCAAAGCUCUUUCAUAGAAAGGUUCAUCCCCUUUGUAGGUUUGGAUAUAGUUAAUGAUUGGCUAUUUAACCUUGCCAGUAUCUAUCGAAAGCAUUCUUAUUUCUUCUUUGCGAAAGAUGUGGUCGAUUUCGCAAGCAACCUACUGGAGAACAUAAACGAAACUAUUUCAGGUGCGUUCAUGAAAGCGAGGAUUUUCGACAUUAGUGGUAUAGUGUACAGAGACAUUGGGGAAUACAAUCAAGCUAAAGAACUUCACAUAAAAGCUCUGAUGAUCAACCAAAAGACAUUCAGUGAAGACCCUGCCUUUGACAAUGACAAUCUGGCUUCAGUGUGUAACAGUCUGGGAGAAUACGAUCAAGCCAAAGAAUUUCACGAAAAAGCACUGACGAUUUACAAAAAGAUUUUCGGUGAAGAUCAUGGCUCUGUAGCGACAAGUUAUAACAACCUUGCAUUAGUUUACGAAGGCCUUGGAGAAUACAAUCAAGCCAAAGACUUUCAUGAAAAAGCGCUGAUGAUCUUGAAAAGGAUUUCUGGUGAAGACCAUGCUUCUGUAGCAACAAGUUAUGGCAUCCUAGCAUCAGUGUGCAACUGUAUGGGAGAAUACAAUCAAGCCAAAGAACUUCACGAAAAAGCACUUACGAUUUGCCAAAAAAAUUUCGGUGAAGAUCAUACCGAUGUGGCAACAGGUUAUAACAACCUUGCAUUAGUGCACGAAAACCUGGGAGAAUACAAUCAAGCCAAAGAUCUUCACGAAAACGCGCUGAUGAUCCGGAAAAAGACUUUUGGUGAAGAUCAUGCCUAUGUAGCAACAUGUUAUAGCAACCUGGCAUCAGUGUACAACAGCCCGGGAAAAUGCAAUACAGCUAAAGAAUUUUUGGAAAAAGCCCUGAUGAUUCGCAAAAGGAUUUUUGGUGAAGAUCAUGUCUCUGUAGCAACAACAUAUAACAACCUGGCAUUAGUGUACGAACGCCUGGGAGAAUACAAUCAAGCUAGAGAACUUCUCGAAAAAGUGUUAAUGAUUUACGAAAAGAUUUUCCGUGAAGACCAUGCUUUUGUCGCAACAGGUUGUGACAAUUUGGCAUCAGUGUACAACAGCCUUGGAGAAUAUAAUAGAGCCAAGGAGCUUCACGAUAAAGCACUGAUGACUCGCAAAAAGAUUUUCGGUGAGGUUCAUGCCGAUGUAGCAACAAGUUAUAACAACUUGGCAUUAGUGUUUGAAAGCCUUGGAGAUUACACUCAAGCCAAAGAACUACACAAGAAAGCGCUGGUGAUCUGGCAAACUAUUUUUGGGGGUGAUGACCAUUCAUCUGUAGCAACAAGUUAUGGCAACCUGGCGUCAGUGCACAACAGCCUGGGAGAACAUAAUCGAGCCAAAGAACUUUACGAAAAAGCACUGACGAUUUACAAAAAGAUUUUCAGUGAAGAUCAUGCCUCUGUAGCAACAACUUAUAACAACUUGGCAUUAGUGUACAACAACCUAGAAGUAUAUAAUCAAGCCAAAGAGUUUCUCGAAAAAGCGUUGGUGAUCUGGCAGAACAUUUUCGGUGAAGUUCAUGCCUCCGUAGCAACAUGUUACGACAACAUGGCAUUAGUGUACGACAGCCUGGGAAAAUACAGUCAAGCCAGAGAACUUCACGAAAAGACGCUGAUCUGGAAAAAGAUUUUCGGUGAAGAUCAUGCCUCUGUAGCAACAAGUUAUAACAACUUGGCAUUGGUGUACGAAAGCCUAGGAGAGUACAGUCAGGCCAAGGAACUUAACGAAAAAGCGAUGAUGAGGUACAAAAAAGUUUUUGGUGACGAUCAUCCUUAUGUAGCAACAAGUUAUGACAACCUUGCUUCAGUGUACAACAACCUAGGAAACCAAACUAAAGCCAAAGAAUUUCGCGAAAAAGCACUGAUGAUUCGCAAAAAAGAUUGUCGAUGA
Molecule: messenger RNA, 2088 nt
Organism: Porites lobata
Lineage: Eukaryota; Metazoa; Cnidaria; Anthozoa; Scleractinia; Poritidae
Source: the annotation of a GenBank genome assembly